AUGCACAAAUCGGCUUUCCUUUUGUUAGGUGCGGCGGUUGUCUUAGCAUCUUCGGGCGAUCGGCUGCCGGAAUUUCGACAAUGUGUCGAGCAUUGUAUAGAGUCAGAGUGUGAGGACAAGCCGCCUGUUUUGCUGCGGCUUCUGCUGUGGACUUGCCAGUCAAACUGCGACUAUCUCUGCCAACAGCGAUUGACACACUCCCACCUCAACUCUAACUCUAGAGUGCAUCAGUAUCAUGGCAAAUGGCCAUUCAUCCGCGUCCUGGGCGUACAGGAACCGGCUUCAGUGGUUUUUUCGCUAUUAAAUCUUGUGCCCAACUGGAUUGGAUACAAGCGGCUGCAACGGGCUCGAGUUACCGGUGUGCAACGCACCUUGCUGCCGUAUUAUUUGCUCUUUGCAGUCAUUGGUGUCAAUACUUGGGUAUGGAGCUCUGUGUUCCAUGUCCGUGAUUUCGUGUUGACCGAGAGGCUCGACUAUUUUUCAGCCAUUCUGUCUAUUGUCUACGGCCUCUUUCUGGCCCUCACGCGUCUGUUCCGUUUAGACUUGCCGCACAACCGCAAUAAAUUAAAAAUGGUGGCUGCAAUACUUGGGCUUUUUUACCUGGGCCACAUUUCCUAUUUAUCGUUGAUCCACUUUGACUAUGGAUACAACAUGGCUGCCGGCGUAGUUUUAGGACUGAUCCAAAACUCCUUGUGGGUUACGUUGGGAAUUAAACUAUACCGCCAGACCAAAAGCACCACCGACUUGUUACCGGCAAUUCUCGUGGUUCUCAUCAUGGGCGGAAUGUCGUUUGAGCUGUUUGACUUUUCGCCGUUUGGUUUAGUGUUCGACGCACAUUCUCUCUGGCAUUUGUCUACCGUUUUACCAACUGCAAUGUGGUAUCAGUUCAUGCUCCAUGAUUUAAACAGAUCUAGCAAGUCAGUAAAGUUGAUCUAA
Molecule: messenger RNA, 936 nt
Organism: Wickerhamiella sorbophila
Lineage: Eukaryota; Fungi; Ascomycota; Dipodascomycetes; Dipodascales; Trichomonascaceae
Product: Protein PER1
Exons: 1
Coding region: 1-936 (311 amino acids)
Biological process (GO): GPI anchor biosynthetic process
Cellular component (GO): endoplasmic reticulum membrane
Molecular function (GO): hydrolase activity, acting on ester bonds
Source: RefSeq, a predicted model, not a curated record